Molecule: messenger RNA, 1272 nt
Organism: Entamoeba nuttalli P19
Lineage: Eukaryota; Evosea; Mastigamoebida; Endamoebidae
Product: dolychil-diphosphooligosaccharide-- protein glycosyltransferase subunit, putative
Exons: 1
Coding region: 1-1272 (423 amino acids)
Cellular component (GO): membrane; oligosaccharyltransferase complex
Source: RefSeq, a predicted model, not a curated record
AUGAAGAAUAUUGGUAUACUUCUUCUGUUUAUAUCUGUUGUUUUAUCAACAACAAAUGAAAUAGCUAAUGUAGAUAUUGAUAUUACAACAGCAUAUCCAGGAAUUAAAAUGGAUAUAACAGUAACAUCAGAACAACCACUUCAUUCGUAUGCUUUUUAUCUUCCUAAGUCAUAUGAAAUUUCAAGUUUAGUAUUCUUAAAUAAAGAAACAGAGAAAGAACUAACAUUUACAACUCAUAAUGAAACAGAAUAUACUCAAUUUAUUGUUGAAUUUGAAGAUACACCUAAAAUCUCUCUUACAAUGGCUUAUAUACAAAUUAAUAAUUAUCUUCCUGUUCCAAAAUUUAUUAGUCAAUUUGAUUCACAAGAAUUCGAUUAUACUCUUCUUCUUUGUCCAUUAACUCAAUCAAAAACUAAAUCAUGUCAAGUUCUUCUUCAUCAUUAUGAUAAAUUAAAAGUUAUCUCUGACACAAAACAUAGUACUAUUAAAAAUACUACUGCUUUUGGUCCUUUUGAUGAUUUACCUCCAAUGGAAUUAAUUGAAACAACUGUACAUUCAAAUUCAUUACCUCAUAUCAAAGUUAAUAAAAUGAUACAUACCGUUGACUUACCAACAAUAUCUUCUUUUGUUAAAGUUGAAGAUUGGUUUGAAGAUUUCACAAAUGAAGGUGCUCAAUUAUCUAGUGGAUUUUCUAGGUUUGACUUCCAACAAAAUAUUGGUAAUUCCCCAAAUGCAAUUGGGUUCUUUGAAAUUAAUUUAAAUACCCGUGCAUCAUCCAUUCAAUAUAAAGAUACUUCUGGAAAUAUUUCUACUUCUUCUUUACUUCUAAAUGAUGAUAAUUUAGUUUUAGUAGCACUUCCUAGAUAUCCUUUAUUAACUGGUUGGAAAACAGAAUUUAUGAUUGGUUAUAGUCUUCCCAAUGAAGUUGUUAUUUCUAAAGGUAAAGCAAUCAUUACUUUACCAUCUAUUAAAACUGCUAUGGCUAAAGAAGUUAUUGUUCGUGUGUAUCUUCCAGACAGUGCCAAAUAUCUGAAAGUAGAAGGAAAAAAUAUUGAGAAUAUUGAAGUGAAAGAUUGUGAUGCCUUUUUAUCUUUUGCUGAACGUAAAGAAGUUUUAAUUACAAUGAAGAAUAUUAAUAUAAUGGACAAAGUACAAUUAAUAUUAUAUUAUGAAGAAUCAAUAAAUGGAUCAAUAAGCACAUUUAUUGUCUUUGGUUGUUAUGUCCUUCUCUUCUUCUUAGGAUUCUUCCUGUUCAUUAAGUACUCUGCUUGA